GCUUCUUUUAAUAUUGUUAAUAUGGUGAAGAGAAAAUCUAGUGCCGAAACAGAGAAGAAUGCCACAGCAGUUAGUAUUACUGCACCAACUGAAGAAAAUUUUCCUCGUGGAGGUGCUAGUGCAUUAACACCCCUUGAACAUCGAGAAAUUUCAAAUAAAGUUGCUAAAGAUCUUUUUACGACUAGUGAUGCUUCAGAACCUGCUAAAAAGAAAAGAAAAGCUCAGUCUACUAAAAAAUCCAAAAAGGCAACCACAUCUGUAAAGGAAAAAAAGAAAUCAGAUAGUAUUUACAUUGAACAAUUAAAUUUCAAGAAACUUAUGGUUGGCACAUGUCUUAUGGGUUGUGUAUCUCGUAUCAAUGAACUUGACUUGAUUAUUUCAUUACCUCAUCAUCUUGUGGGGGUUGUACCUAUUACAGAAAUUUCAGAAUCACUUAGUACGAUUGUUGAAAAAGUUGCAGAUGAAGAUGACGAAGAUGAAAAUAUGGAUGAAACUACCGGUUUACCUAACUUGAAUGAUAUGUUCUAUAUUGGUCAAUGGGUUCGUUGCAAGAUCAUCAAUCUUCAAACAGAUGAUAAAAAAAUUAUUGAAUUAACCUUGAAACCUAAUCUUGUUCACGAAGAUCUUGCAAAAGUUGAUGUUACACCUGGCCUUACUUUAGGCGCUGCCAUCAAAAGCGUUGAAGAUCAUGGUUAUAUUUUAGAUUUGGGUGUAAAAGAAUUAACUGGCUUUUUGCCUCUUAAAGAAUCAAAGAGUUUUAUUGAAAAAUACAACCGCAAUCAAGAACUCAUUGUUGGACAAUAUGUUGAAUGUGCAGUUGAGAGUGUUAAAGGUCGUACGGCUAAUGUUACAAUUGAUCGCAGCAAGGUAGGCCGUGCUCUUGUCGCCGAUCCAUUCUCUCGUAUUAUCUCAAUCCUUCCUGGUCAAUUAGUUACAGGUGUUAUUGAUGCUGUUCAAAAUAAUGGUUUAAGUGUCAAAAUGCAAGGCCUUUAUCGUACAACAAUUGAUCAAUCACAUAUUCCCAUAUCUAUUGAAAUUGAAAAGAGCUUUAAAAUUGGUCAGACGAUUACUUUCCGUACCCUAUUUACUAUGCUUAAUAUUGAUGAUAAGAAAAUUGGUGGCACACUCUUACAACACGCAUUAGAAUUGGAUGUUCCCACACUCUCCAAUAAACAAAAAUCUGAAAAAUUCGUUGGCGAUAUUUUCCCUCCUGGCUCUUUCUUAGACAAUGUUAAAAUUGCUCGUUACAGCAAUAAGACUGGUGUUUGGGUUAGUUUGGAUGGCGUUGAAGGCGUAUCUGGCUUUGUCCAUAUUUCACGUCUUUCUGAUGAACAUAUUUCUACAUUUAAUGGCACAGCAGGCAAAUUCAAGGUUGGAAGCACACAUCGUGCCCGUGUCUUAUCCUAUAAUCCUAUUGAUGCACUUCUUGUCUUAACCUUACAGCCUAGUGUCUUAGCUGAAAAGUAUAUGCAUAUCGCCGAUAUAGAAGUUGGUUCAACAAUUGAAUGUGAAGUUGAAAAGAUUGUUCCUGCAGGUAUUAUUGUUAAGGUUUCAAAGUCAAUCAGCGGUCUUGUUCCCACAAUACAUAUGGCUGAUGUUAAGCUCACCCACCCUGAGCUUAAAUUCAAGGCUGGCAAAAAGAUUUCAUGCCGCGUCCUUCGCCUUGAUCUUAUGAAACAAAGGGUAUAUUUAACCCUAAAGAAAUCACUAAUUAAUAGCGAAUAUCCUAUCUUUACUGACCUUCGUAAUAUUAAAGAAGAUGAUGUAAGUCAUGGUGUAAUCGUGUCUAUUAAACACAACGGUUGUGUUGUUGCCUAUUACAACAAUAUUAGUGCAUUUGUACCUGGAAGUGAGAUGACAGAAACACAUGUUGAAAACUUUAAUGAUGUUUUCCAUAUUGGUCAAACAGUAAAAACAACUGUAAUGAGCGUUAAUCCAGAAGAAAAUCGUUUAUUAGUCUCUUUGAUUAACUCUAAGAAGAAAGCAGAAAAGAAGGCAGAAAAGAAGGCCCAAUUGGAAGCUAAGCACGAGGCUAAAGAUGACAUGCUUGCUCCUGGAAAGAUUGUUACCGCAACUAUCAAAGCUGUCAAGAAGUUGCAUUUGAACCUUAUGCUUCCAAAUAAUAUCGAAGGUCGUCUUCACGUCUCGGAAAUAUACAAUUCAUUUGAGGAUAUUAAGAAUCCUAAGGCUCCCUUGAGUCAAUUCAGAACCAAACAAGAAAUUCAAGUUAAGAUUUUGGGUAUUCGUAAUACAAGAGCUAAGACCUAUUUACCUCUCAGCCAUGCAGGUAAAACAAAGCAACAUAUCGAUUGCUCUCUUCGUCUCGAAGCUGAUGAUGAAGGUACUCGUGAGCUUCGCAAUUUGAAGGUAGGCAGCCAUUUUAUUGGUUUCCUUUCCGAUAUCCAUUCAGGUUUUGCACUUGUUCAUAUUGGUAGUCAUACCUCGGGUAUACUUCGCAAGCAUAUGGUGUCUUCUGAUCCCAAUAUCUGCAACAAUCUUGAUAAACACCUUGUCAGUGGCCAAGCCAUUCGUGUUACUGUAGUUGCUGUUGAUGAAAAUAAGGAAACUAUUGAAUUUAUGAAUGCCCAAGAUGAAACUGCUCCUAUUAUAACCUCUUUUGCUGAUUUAGAAAAGGGACAAGUGUUGAAUGCAACCAUCAAGCAGAUAAAUAAAAAUACUGGAGUUACUCUUAAUAUCACCCACAAGAUUACCGCUAAGGCUUAUUUAACCGACAUUGUUGAUGUUUUAACCGAAGACCCAACAGCCUCUCUUAAAGAAGGACAAGUAGUUCGUGUUGUAGUCACUAAUGUCAACAGUGAAAAACGACAAGUAGAUGUCUCUAUGAGACCUUCUCGUAUCUAUCCUGAUAUUGAUUCUAAUGAAAUCAAGUGUUUUGAAGAUGUAAAGCGUGGUCAAGUUUAUGAGGGUUAUGUCUUUAAUGUUUCUUCAGUUGGCGUCUUUGUUAAGUUGAGUCAAUCUGUUACAGUUCGUGUUAAGAUUGCUAAUUUGUCUGAUUCAUUUGUUAAAGAAUGGAAGGGAAUCUAUCACGUUGGUCAGCUUGUAAAGUUGAAGAUUAUUUAUAUUGACUAUGAAAAACAACAAUUAGAAGGCUCACUUAAAAAGAGUGUUGUAGAGGGCACAUUGACUUCUAGCACUAAAAGUAAUGACGCACAGGAGGCAUCCGAAACAAUAGAAUCAGAUAGUGAUGAAGAAAUGCCUGAAGUAGAUGAAUCAGAAGAUGAAGAAAUGAAGGAUGUUUCUGACGUUAAUGAAGAUGAAGAAGAAUCCGAUAAUGAAGAAGAAGAAUCGACACCUGCACCCGCAUUAAAUAUUGACAGCUUUGAUUGGACAGGUAUAAAUAACAGACCUGAUUCUAGCGAUGAAGAAGAGGAAUCUGGUUCUGAAGAUGAGGAUGAUACUAGCACUAAGAAAAAGAAGAACAAGAAACAAGAAGUUGAAGAUUUAACUGCCCAAUUAAAUGCAAAUGCUCCACAAACUGCUAAUGAUUAUGAACGUCUCUUAGUUGGAUCACCUAAUUCAUCUUAUCUUUGGAUUAACUACAUGGCUUAUCAACUUCAAUUAUCAGAAAUUGGUAAAGCUCGUGACAUUGGUGAACGUGCCUUAAAGACUAUUAAUUUCCGUGAAGAACAAGAAAAGAUGAACGUUUGGGUUGCGUUACUAAACUUGGAAAACAACUUUGGUACAGAAGAAACGCUUCAAGAGCUUUUCAAACGUGCUUUGGUUUAUUGCGAGCCCAUCAAGGUAUACCUUCAAUUAGUUAAGAUUUAUGAACGUAGUGAGAAAUUGGAUAAAGCUGAGGGACUUUGGCAAGAAAUGACAAAGAAGUUUGGCCAAUCUCCUGAAGUUUGGACUGGAUUUGCUCUUUAUUAUAUUCAACACGAUAAAGCUGAUGAAGCUCGUGAAUUGUUACAAAAGAGCUUAAAGGUCUUACCCAAACAUGAACAUGUUCAAACUAUUGUUAAAUUCGCACAAUUAGAAUUCAAGCAUGGUGAAGCUGAACGAGGUCGUACUAUUCUAGAAGGUGUAAUGAGCAAUUAUCCUAAACGUUUAGAUUUAUGGAAUGUAUAUCUUGACAUGGAAAUUAAGGCUGGCGAUAAAGAAUUAACUAGACGUCUAUUUGAGCGUGUUGCAUCAAUGAAGUUUUCUUCAAAAAAGAUGAAGUUUUUAUUCAAGAAAUGGCUUCAAUUUGAAAAGGUUCACGGUACAGAAGAUGAUGUUCAAAAAGUUAAAGAAAGAACACUUGCAUACGUUGAACGUUUGACAGAAUAAAAAGAGUCUACAAGACUCAGAAUCCCUCAAAGUUUAUAUUAUGACAUAUACACAUUUUCUCUUUUUUUUUUCACUUGUAAUUAGAUAAAUAAACAUUUUUU
Cokeromyces recurvatus is the source of this 4391-nucleotide messenger RNA. RefSeq lists its product as uncharacterized. The transcript has 5 exons. Gene Ontology annotation, molecular function: protein binding; RNA binding. Gene Ontology annotation, cellular component: nucleus; nucleolus; small-subunit processome. Bases 22 to 4290 code for a protein of 1422 amino acids. The record is from RefSeq and is a predicted model, not a curated record. NCBI's taxonomy places the organism in Eukaryota, Fungi, Mucoromycota, Mucoromycetes, Mucorales, Mucoraceae. Gene Ontology annotation, biological process: rRNA processing.